AUGGGCUACGUGUUGGAAAGUGCUGCAGGGCCACAUACAAUAGUCAAUGGCAAAGAAUCGACGCCAUUACUGACUUCACCCCCAAGUGAGGGUAGCUUGACUGACAUUUUAGUGAGGAAACCUUCGUCUUCUUCAGCUCCCAGUAUUGUGGAUCCAAAAGUGUUACUGGAACUCUUCUCGAUGUACCGUGAGUGGCAGGAGGAGAAUGUCAAAAAGCUGAGCCAAAAACAGGAAGAGAUAGAGAACAAGAUAGAAAUUGCGGACGCGUUGUCUGUUAAACUUAAGCAACGUUUUAAUUAUUCAGUGACAGCAAUGAAGACAUUCUCGCAACAUUUAUGUGGAGUUCAUGCACUGCAGGUAGAGAUUGGGGAACUUAAAGGAAGGUUGACGGAGGUUAUUAGCAACUGUGAUGCAGUGUGCAAGAGAAUAUCCGCAGAAGGACCAGAGUCUCUUCGGUCAUCUGUCAAGCCAUUAGUUAUCUGCACCGCACACCAAGAACACCAAUCUUGAUUGAGUAUUGUGCUGUGAUGUGCAGGAUUGUCAGGUGUAAUGGGGGUUGCUUGUAUUCAAGAAGUUGGGAAAGCCAGCCUCUUUUUUGAGUUAGGCUAGCUUUUAAUUAACAUUUUUGUAGCAAUUAUGAACAAACAUGAAUACUAAUUGCUAGGCUAGCCUUGUAGUAGGUGAAUUGGGGUUUUAUUUUGACCAUUUUGUAAACUGUUAAGGAUGAUGAUUUCAGAUAUAAUAGCUCAAUAUUCAAAUCA
Rosa chinensis is the source of this 761-nucleotide messenger RNA. RefSeq lists its product as uncharacterized. The record is from RefSeq and is a predicted model, not a curated record. The transcript has 7 exons. NCBI's taxonomy places the organism in Eukaryota, Viridiplantae, Streptophyta, Magnoliopsida, Rosales, Rosaceae. Bases 1 to 510 code for a protein of 169 amino acids.